Messenger RNA from Dentiscutata erythropus, 348 nucleotides. The record is from the annotation of a GenBank genome assembly. NCBI's taxonomy places the organism in Eukaryota, Fungi, Glomeromycota, Glomeromycetes, Diversisporales, Gigasporaceae.
AUGUCAACUACAUCAAAGGAUAAUUUAACAGAAAUAAUAAAUCAGAAAAAUGGCGUUAUUGAAGAUAAUGGUAUUCUUCGUGGGCAAGGCCGUCAAAAUAUUGGCGCACUCCUUACCCCUAUAUAUUUCUUUGUAGGAAUACCUAUUGGUAUACUUGCAGCUUUUAAAUUAGGAUAUGGAUUACGAGGUCUUUGGAUUGGAGAGAUGACAUGUUCAUUUAUAGUUUGCAUUAUUCUUAUUAUUAUGUGUAGAACUGAUUGGCAACGACAACUGGAGAAAUGUAAAAGACGAAUGAAAGAAGACAAGGAUAGAUUUGAAUCUAUAAUUAGCAAUGGCCCUAAUUUUUAA